AAGGGUCGGAGUCCUCAAGUUUGUAUCUUAAUAUUACAUCAUCAUGGAUGUGGAUGAGUUUCGUCGUCGCGGGAAAGAGAUGGUUGACAUGAUAGCUGACUAUUACUCAACUAUACGUGAACGUCGCGUGUUGUCUGACGUUCAGCCUGGCUAUUUGAGGUCUCUCUUGCCGUUUACAGCUCCAAACGAGCCAGAGAAAUGGGAAGACAUUGUGAAAGACAUAGAACGAGCGAUCAUGCCUGGAAUAACUCACUGGUUACAUCCACAGUUUCACGCCUAUUUUCCAUUGGGUUUCUCAUUCCCUUCUCUCCUGGCUGACAUGUUAUGUAAUGGAGUGCACACUAUUGGCUUUUCAUGGAUAACUUCACCAGCUGCUACAGAAUUAGAAAUGAUUGUUCUUGAUUGGUUGGGAAUAGCUCUGAAGUUGCCUUCAGAAUUUUUACUACAAAACGAGCAUAGAGAAAGUCAGAAAGGAGGAGGAGUCAUUCAAGGAACUGCAUCCGAGGCAACUCUAGUUGCCAUGCUUGCAGCACGUCAUGAAGCAGUGAAGAAAUUGCAGUUAGAGUUACCAGAGCUAAAAGACCAUGAAGCUCAAGGGAAAUUGAUUGCAUAUGGAUCAGACCAGGCUAAUAGUUCAUUUGACAAAGCCGCCAUUAUUGCUGCAGUCAAACUUAGAAAGUUGCCAACUGAUGAAAAUUUUUCUUUAAGAGGAGAAGCUUUAGAAACCGUCAUUAAAGAAGAUGUACAAGCUGGUUUACAUCCAUUUUAUCUACUGGCAACUCUUGGCACAACAUCAUCGUGUGCUUUCGAUAAUCUGUUAGAACUGGGUCCGAUCUGUCAAAAGUUUGGCUUAUGGAUGCACAUUGAUGCUGCAUAUGCUGGCAGUGCAUUCAUUUGUCCGGAAUACAGGCCACUGCUCAAUGGAGUGGAGUAUGCGGAGUCAUUCAACUUCAAUCCUCACAAAUGGAUGUUGACAAGCUUUGAUUGCUCUUGCUUGUGGCUGAAGCGACGAGCAGCAAUUAUCAAUGCACUUUCUGUUGAUCCUGUCGUUUUGCAGAAUGCAGCAUCAGACUCAGGUCUCGUUGUGGAUUAUCGAGACUGGGAGAUUCCUCUAGGGAGGCGAUUUCGAUCUUUGAAGCUGUGGUUUGUGUUAAGACUAUACGGAAUUACAGGACUACAGCAAUUUAUUAGAAAGCAAAUUCAACUAGCAAAGAAGUUUGAGACACUAAUUCGAUCUUCAGAUCUCUUUGAGUUUCCAGUCAAACCAGUGCUGGGCCUCGUCUGCUUUCGACUCAAGGGCAGCAAUGACUUGAACAAAAAGUACUUAAAAGCACUCAACGACUCUGGCACAAUUUACAUGAUUGGCACAGAGCUGGGAGAUCAGUAUGUACUGCGUAUGUGCAUAGGGUCUACCCAAACAAAAGAGUCUGACAUUGACAUCACUUGGGACAUUGUCAAGUCAAUAGCAAACAACACAGUGGGAAAAUGAAGACUGUGGGACUAUUUAUUAUUUGAUUUUAAAGCUCAGUUUACUAAAUUAUAAAUUUUAGAUGAUAGUUUGUUUAUCUGCAUGUCCAUUUCUCUAAUGACAAAAUAUGCAAAAAGGUAGAAACAGAUUCAGAACAAGAAUGCACAAAAUUAAAAAGAUAUUGAAGUUCUAAUUGAUAUUAAUGAUAUAUUUUAAUAUUAAUUUAAAAGUAGCUUAGAGUCCAAUUA
Messenger RNA from Corticium candelabrum, 1716 nucleotides. RefSeq names its product aromatic-L-amino-acid decarboxylase-like. Bases 44 to 1489 code for a protein of 481 amino acids. Gene Ontology annotation, cellular component: cytoplasm. The record is from RefSeq and is a predicted model, not a curated record. Gene Ontology annotation, biological process: amino acid metabolic process. The transcript is spliced from 15 exons. NCBI's taxonomy places the organism in Eukaryota, Metazoa, Porifera, Homoscleromorpha, Homosclerophorida, Plakinidae. Gene Ontology annotation, molecular function: pyridoxal phosphate binding; carboxy-lyase activity.